This is a messenger RNA of Elgaria multicarinata webbii, 2750 nucleotides long. It is a transcript of the gene IL27RA, whose product is annotated as interleukin 27 receptor subunit alpha. The record is from RefSeq and is a predicted model, not a curated record. Gene Ontology annotation, molecular function: protein binding. Bases 108 to 2042 code for a protein of 644 amino acids. The transcript has 15 exons. NCBI's taxonomy places the organism in Eukaryota, Metazoa, Chordata, Lepidosauria, Squamata, Anguidae.
GCGAAGGCGAGAGCCGCCCCGAGCCCGCCUGCUGAGCAUCUGCGGGAGACGCCGAGGGAGGAAGGCCGGGGACGAGGAGGAGGAGGAGGCGGCGGCGGCGGCGGCUCAUGGGGGGCAAAACUGGAACCUUGAGAUGCAGGUGGAAUGUGGCAUGCCUGCUGCUUCUGGCAUUAAAGACCUCUGGGCUGAAAGAAGGUGACCCAGAUACCCCCAUGGGUCUGCAGUGUUACCUCUCAGUACCAGACAUCAGUAUGAACUGCAGCUGGUCCACUCGGGACCCUCCAGAUGUUAGCAGCAUCAGUGUUCUUCACUAUGAAAGCCUAAAACUCCGUCCUAACCAAACUCACUUGUUGAAGGCUCAGAAUAAAGCAAAUUGGUUGCUGAUUGGACAGGACACGGUGAUGCAGGGAGACGACUGCAGCGUUUGGGUGGAAGUUCACACAGCAGCUGGGACUGCAACCUCCAAUAAGCUAAACUUCAGCCUGUAUGAGAUAGUGAAGCCCCCUCCUCCAGUAUUGGACUCCGUGGAGCCUGAUUCCCAUGGAGGUGACGUAAAAUGGGAGACUGAGCCACCCAGUCACCAGUGUCUCAUCUAUUCCCUUCAAUACAAGGCGUCCAAAGACCAUGGCUGGAUCUAUGUUCAUGAGGACCAUGUAGGCCACAGCAGCCAUUACCUUGAGGGCCUAAAGCCGUUCACUUUGUAUGAAGUACAGGCACGGUGCAGGCCAGAAAAGGGGUUUUGGAGUGAAUGGAGCUCUUCGCAACACUUCCAAACUCUUGAGGCUGCUCCACUGGGUCGGGUAGAUGUGUGGCAAAAAGUUGAUGUCUCCGACAAUCAGAAACGCCUCCUGCUAUGGAAGGCACUGGACCCAGAGUCAGCUCAGGGAAAGAUCCUGGAUUAUGAAGUUUACUACCAGAACCAGGGGGGAAGCGUCCUCAGGAAGACUUGUCCCUGCUGCAGAACUAACCUCCCUCACACCGCCAACUACGCCUGGGUAUCAGCCCGCAAUUCUGUGGGGAACACGCAGCUGGCCAAUCUCAGCUUGGUCCAUGCAGUACUCCCCGGUCCCGAAAAAGUCCAGGUGCUGGCUGUACAAGACCUGGGCCUCAACGUGACAUGGAAGCCCAGCACGAGCCCUCUGUGGGUCCAGCCUGAGGAAUACGUGGUCGAGUGGAGAGAAGAGCUUCGCAGCAAGGGUGAGACGUUGAACUGGUCACGCGGCCCUGGCAGCAGCGACAGUGUCCUGCUGAGAGGUAACUUUACGCCAACGGUCCCAUAUCUUGUGUAUGUUUACGCUGUGCAUGCUCAUGGGUACAGUGCCUCGGACCCAGUGCGGGCUUACUUCAAGGAAGAAGCGCCAUCGAAUAGUCCUCAGGCACUGCAGGACCAAAGUACUUCCUCUACAGUCUCUCUUAUCACUUGGGAGGAGAUUCCCUUAGUGGAUCGCAAUGGGCACAUCACCCACUACACGCUUUACCUGCAGCAGCUGGCGUCAAGGACCUUCGAGGCGAAUAAGACCAUUGGUGCUCCAAAGAGGAGCCACAAGCUCUCAGGUCUGACGCCGGGGACUUCCUACCAGCUCUGGAUAACUGGCUCCACCUCGUCUGGAGAAGGCAGGCCCAGCCCACUGCAUCAUUUCCGCACGCCAGAUUCCAGUUGGCUGCACAUCGUGGUGGUUCUCCUGCUAGUGGGAUGUCUGUUGAUUGUGGCCUUGGUUGUGGCGCUUGUUAAGCGCAGAUGGGUCCGCGGCUUCUGCCAUAAGAUCCUGCCCCCAUGUUGCUGGGAGGAAAUUCCAGAUCCAGGGCACAGCAUUGUUGUCCUGAAGAUAAAUGAACAAAGCUGUGAACCAAGCACCGCACCUGGCAUGAACGCUCUAAGCCAGGACCCGACCCUGUCCCCAGAAGGAAUGGACAUUGUUGAGAUAAAGGAGCCCGCCCCGGAGCCAGCCCCACAGCCAACAGCACCCCCUCCUCCAGUGGAGAUCUCCGGUUAUGAGAAGCGUUUCAUGCCCACCCCAGAAGAGCUGCAGAAUCUGGUUUAGACAAGAGAGAGAGAGAGAGAAAAUAACACUUCAACAUCUGAGGACCACUAAGGUGCUGGCCCUGGUCCAGCCGAAGAUCAGCGUGACUUUCCUGUGAGGAUUCGUUCCUCAGCCUGGGAGAUGGCGUAGGAAAAAUGCUGUGCCACGUUCUUUUGCCUUUGAUGUGCCUCUACGAACAAAAAGUGGGACUUCCAGGUGGUCUGCAGGGACAAUGCCUCCAACCUCAAGGGGCCAAGGGCUGUGCCAGAUGUCUCUGGAGGGCAUCCCCUGCCCACCCACCCACCCACCCCGCUCUGGACUUCCUUGGGGAGAUGGCUCUCCCACUGAGCAGUCACACUUCUGCCUGGGCUCAGUCUUUCUGCAUAGACCUGAUCUCACCUCUCUACCCCUCUUCAGCCCGGUCGUCUGGAUGUGAGGGUAGCGUUGGAAUGGCAGCUCCUUCCAGAUACAGGGCCUCUUUCUGUCUGACUGGGCCCUGCUUCAGACUCUUGACAGCUGUAACCCCAGGACAGUGGAGGAAACCUUUGCUUUCUUUCGAGAAGGGCUGUAAAACCUUUACUAAUUUUUUUUUGGGUUGGGGCUGGUUCCUCGGCUCAAAGAAGUUUUAUUACUUGUGACUUAUGAGCUGUUUGUUUUAAAGGUGAUUUUUGUACGUUGGUUUUUUUAUAGGAGCGUUUUGUGUUUUCGUCAAGAGCUCUGUUUUAUGAA